AUUUGGGAGUGACAUAAUUACCGACCAUUUAGCGUCUCGCCGGCUUUGCGGUCGUUGGACGAUUUUAUUGUUGUAGGCGGGUCUUGAGAAACGAGUGUUUUGUGAGGAGAUGAAAAUGGCGGCGGAUGGCUGACCGCCGUCUUUGUCGGAUAUUAACAUAAAACUGCGAUUUAAACCAGCGUUCUCUGUCGCUUUUAACAGAACGUCGUGUCAUUUAAUAUGACCAGAUUAAGGAUUUUCUAAACUCUUUGGUUGAUUGGAGUUUUCCAAAAGACAAAGCGGAAAGUUCCUUUGGAAAUAGAUUGCUCGCUGUCUGCUGUUGCAUUUUAAAUUUAGACGUUCGUUUUAGUUUAGCGAACAGUUUGUUCAACAUAAUAAGAAAAUGUGUUUGAACUACAUGCCGCAAAUAACCCAGGACUGGUAACCCCCCCUCACCCCCUAAAACUAGCCAGACAAGUGUCUAAAUUGUAUGUAUUGUAUCAAUUGUAAGCUACACUCUAUAGCUAACGUUAGCUAUAACACGCUAACCUUUACAUAAUGAACCACACUACAAUCCCAAAUGCAAUAUUGGCUCUAUAAACAAACUAAAGCUUGCUAGCUAAUCCCAUUCUCUCGGUAGGGUUUUGUUUUGGUGAUCGACAACAAUGUUUCCCUUUGGUGGGGGAUAGCUAGCAUCUUUACUAUUUCUCUAGCUAUGUCCUAGUGGUAAUUAUCUACCGUUAGCUGCAAAUAACAUAACGUUGCAAUGUGUAAACGCUCGUACUUUAUUUAUACGGUGGUUUUAAUCAAAUCAAAAUGUAUUAAUUUCGCUACGUUGCUGACUGUAUUUUAGAUUUACUUUGUCAGAUUUGAAAGGCUUUUUUUUUUUUUUUACCCGCAAGUUACAGUGGACAUAAAUAUUACACUACUAGAAAUAAAUAGAUAAGUUAAGCUACAUUUCCAAUCACGAGCUAGUUGUAGUGUUCAGCAGCUUGACAGCGCAGUCACAGGUACCCACGUGUAUCGGCGAAUCGCCUACCAAAUAAGCAGUCCACUGUCUCAAGUGACAGUCAUAAAACAUGGAAGAUAAGCGUCGACCAAGAUUCAGCAAGCGGCUGCGGUCGGGCACGCGGCGGCGCUACCAUGACGAUGGUAUCUCGGACGACGAGAUCGAGGGGAGGAGGACCUUUGACCUGGAGGAGAAGCUGACGAGCGAGAGGUUCACCUCAGACAGGGUCAAACGCAUGGAGGGGAAAGACCUCACGUUUGAGUACAUCCAAAGAGGUGGGUUGAGGGACCCGAUCAUCUUUGAGAAGCCAGACGGACUGGGCAUCAAGAUGCCGGAUCCAGACUUCAGUGUGAACGACGUCAAGAUAUUUGUCGGCAGCAGGCGUAUGAUGGAUGUGAUGGAUGUCAGUACUCAGAAGGGUAUAGAGAUGUCUAUGGCCCAGUGGAGACGUUAUUACGAGACGCCCCCCUCCCAGAGGGACAAACUCUACAACGUCAUCAGCCUGGAGUUUAGCCACACCAAGCUGGAGAACCUGGUCCAGAGGCCUGCAUCGGUGGACAUCAUAGACUGGGUGGACAACAUGUGGCCUCGGCACCUGAAGGAGCGACAGAGAGACUCCACCAACUCCAUCACAGACAUGCAGUACCCCAAAGUGCAGAAGUACUGUCUAAUGAGUGUGCAGGGCUGCUACACGGACUUCCACAUCGACUUCGGAGGUUCCUCGGUCUGGUACCACAUACUGCGGGGAGGCAAGGUGUUCUGGCUGAUCCCGCCCACGCCUCAGAACCUGGAGCUGUAUGAGGACUGGGUGUUGUCAGGGAAACAGGGAGACAUCUUCCUAGGAGACAAGGCCCAGGACUGUCAGAGGAUAGAGCUGAAGCAGGGCUAUACCUUCAUGAUCCCCUCAGGUUGGAUCCAUGCGGUCUACACUCCAGUGGACACCCUGGUGUUUGGGGGGAACUUCCUCCACAGCUUCAACAUCCCCAUGCAACUCAACAUCUACAGCAUCGAGGACAGGACACGGGUACCAGCUAAGUUCCGUUACCCGUUCUACUAUGAGAUGUGUUGGUACGUGUUGGAGAGAUACCUCUUCAGUCUGACCAACACCUCCUACCUCACGCCUGACUUCCAGAAACACUCCCUGGGUAUCGGUCUUACCAGAGACCCCUCCACCUGUGAGUCAGUCAACGGGCACACCCAGGAGGAGGAUGAAGAGGAGGCUACCCCGACCCGGGGCUCUAAGCCCGGGGUGAAGGUUCACCUCACGCCUUUUGAGCUGGAGGGGCUGUGGAACCUGCUGGGGAAGCUGGAGUCGCUGCCCUCACAGAAGAACUGUGUCCCGGCAGGCAUACACGAUGCUCCCGCUCUGCUGCACGACAUCAGGGCGCUGCUGAAGGAGCAUGCUAAUGACAUCCCCAAACUGUCCUACACUGGCAAGCCCAUCGUCAAGUGGCCCAAGAGGCCGUCGUGGUACCAGCCCCCUCCCCCUCCUCCCCCGGUGGCUCGUCCCAAGCUGUCUGCCACGGUGGUGACCCCGCGGCCCCAGAAGCCCGCCUCCUCCAUGUCCGUGCUGCGGCGGCGGCGCGUGCGGUGUAAGCGCUGCGAGGCGUGCGUCAGGACGGAGUGCGGGGACUGUAACUUCUGCAGGGACAUGAAGAAGUUCGGAGGGCCGGGGAAACUGAAACAGACCUGCGUGCUCCGACAGUGUCUGGCGCCGGGUCUGCCCCUGUCAGUGGUGUGUGAGAUCUGUGCAGAGGGGAACCAGGAGGGAGGAGAGAGGCCGGUCUUCGCCCUCACCCUCAUGGAGUGUUCCAACUGUGCCCAGAUAGCCCACCCCGCCUGCCUCAAAGUAACAGGGGAUGGCGUGGUGAAUACAGAUCUGCCCAGCUGCUGGGAAUGUCCCAAAUGUGUUCUGGGAAUCACCGACACUGAGUCUUCGGGCACCGAUGAUGAUGACAGUGGGGCGUCCGUUGGCCUCGGCGCUGGCGUGAGCCCCCUCUCCGCCACCGCCCUCUCCUCCACCCAGGGGCCUCUAGGGGUCUCCAUGGAGCCAGGCUCUGCUCCUGGGUUGGGGGACAAGGGCUGGGGCAGGGCGAUACUGCUACACCCAGGGCUGGUUCCCAACCCCCCCUCCUGGUUCUCCGAGGCGCCCCUUCCCUCCCCUGGGCAGCUACUACUAGAGCAGCGCGGCCUCAAGCGGGCGGGGAGAUGGGCAAGCGGGCGCAGGAAGAGGGUGAAGGGGGACAAGAAUAAAAUGUUACACGCGAAACGCAAGUCUUCUUCGUAUCUCGACGGUCACAUCGCCAAGAUCUACCGUCGCCAUGGUUAUAGCCGAGACGAUGACUCGGGCAGCGAUGAUGAUGAUGAUGAUGAUGAAGGCUCCAGGAGCGGAGGAGGCGCGGGACAGAAGAUGUCCGGGCCACGCCCUCGCGGCAGUGGCUCCGCCUCUCGGAGAGGCUACGGGACUGGGAGGCGGGGCAUUUGGAGAGGCUCCUCCCACAGAGGGGCAGGCCGCGGGAGCGGGCUGGCCCCUCACUCCUCCCUGAAGAUGAGGCGCGGCAGAGGGGAUAGAGAGGGGGGGCGUAGGGAGAGGGGUGGGAGAGUGCGCCUCCGGGGAGGCACCAGGAUGCAGAGACGCAGGGACGAGUCAGAGGAGGAGGAGGACGACGAUGACGACAGCGAGGAAGAUCGGCAGCAACGCCGCAGGCGGAGGAGAACGGACGACGAGGAAGACGACGACGACGAGGAAGACGACGAUGAGGGAGACAGCUCGGCCCGGGACCUGGAGGGGGAGGAUGAGGACGUGGCCGGUGAAGACGAGGAAGACGACGAGAACCGGUCAGACUCUGAACCAGAGCCUCCCGUUCUCCUGGUGUCUGACCUUAACGACGACCUCCUAAACGGCUCGUACCUGACCGUGACCCUACAGCGCCCCCCCAGGGCCAAACGCCACCCCGGCUCCAUCGUGCCCAAGCUGGAGGCCGCCAUGUCUCCCAGGACCCACGGCGGCGGUCCAGGUUACGUCCAGCAUAAAACCCUCGGGAAGACGCGGCACAAAAACGGCACGGUCGCCGCCGGCAACGGCCUGGCCCAGCCCGCCAAGAAUCCAGUCGGCCGGCCGCCUCGUCACCGCAUCAACAAUCCCCACGGCGACACAGCAGACAGGGAAAAAGAGAGGGACACCGCCUCUCAUUCCUCCUCGGACUCCUCGGCCUCCCCCACCCCUCCUCCCCACUCCUCCCACUCUCCUUCCUCGCUCCUGUCGCUUCCCUCCUUCAAGGAUGUAGGAAAUGAGAAAGGAGGGGAGAAGGAGGUGUGGGUGGCGGUGUUCCGUUACCUGAGCAGAGCCGAGCUGGCUAGCUGCAUGACUGUCUGUAAGGCCUGGUACAAAUGGAGUUGUGACAAGCGUCUGUGGAGUGGUGUGGAUGUAUCGCGGUGUCCCUCCCUCUCCUCCCAGGCCGUGCAGGGCAUCAUCAAACGCCAGCCCACCUCCCUGGACCUUUCCUGGACCCCCGUGUCCAAGAAACAGAUCACCCUGCUCAUACACCGCCUGCCAGGUCUGAAGGAGCUGAUGAUAGCAGGUUGCUCCUGGUCGUCCAUGUCAGCCCUGUCCACCCCCAGCCUGCCGUGCCUUCGUACCCUGGACCUGCGCUGGGCAGAGGGGAUCAAAGACACCCAGAUCAGGGACCUGGUCACACCACCAGGUUGUGACAGUCGGUCUCGGCUGCGUGGCUGUGUGGCGCUGCGUCUAGCCGGCCUGGACAUCAGUGACUCCACCCUGAGGCUGAUCCUCCGUCACAUGCCCCUGCUAGAGAGGCUGGACCUGGGCCACUGCAGGGACCUCACGGACCAGUCCGUCUGCCUGCUCACCGCCGCCGGCACACACACACGAAACACACUCACGGAGAUCAACCUCGCAGGCUGUAACAAGCUGACGGACGGCUGUCUGGCUUACCUGAAGAGGGCGUCUGGCCUGGCGCUGCUCGACCUGCGGGGCUGCAAAGGUGUGACGCGGCGGGGCUGUGAGGGCUUCAUCUCGGACCUCUCUCACUGCGUCCUGUUCUGUAUGACAGAGGAGAAACUCAUCCAGAGGAUAUCGUAAAACUGACCCCGUUCUUACCCCUACGCAAGGGGCACGUAGAGACCCCGUACCAGCCAGGCAGGGGGGAGAGAUGGGCAGCAGCCAACACCCCUCCCCCGAAAAGGAGAACAAGCGCUCCAAAAAAAAGGGGGGCGAGCAACAAAAAAAAGUGAAGAUGUUCCCACUCCUCACUUGGGAUGAUAGAAGACAUGGAGAGAGGGGAGGGUGGAGGGAUAGUGUAAGGAGAGGGGAGAAUGUGCUGUUGCAGCAUCAUGUGUUUAUUAGGAGGGUUAGGAACGAUAUGACUAGCACAGAGACACUUGUUAGUGUUGUUCACACUACAGGGCUGAAAAUGGGAGCCCUGGGCCUCCCGAGCGGCGCAGUGGUCUAAGCCACUGCAUCGCAGUGCUGCCUGUGCCACUAGAGAUCCUGUGUCGCAGCCGGACGUGACCGGGAGACCCAUGAGGCGGCGCAAAAUUGGCCCAGAAUCGUCCGGGUUAGGGGAGGGUGCCAUGAUGUCCUUGUCCCAUCGCGCACUAGCGACUCCUGUGGAGGGCCGGGCGCAAUGCACGCUGACACGGUCGCCAGGUGUACGGUGUUUCCUCUGACACAUUGGUGCGGCUGGCUUCCGGGUUAGGUGGGCAUUGUGUAAAGAAGCAGUGCGGCUUGUUUGGGUCGUGUUUCUGAGGACGCACGGCUCUUGACCUUCUCUCCUGAGUCCGUACUGGAGUUGCAGCGAUGAGACAAGACUGUAACUACCAAUUGGAUACCACAAAAUUGGGGAGAAUUUUGUGCGACAUGGUCUACAUGAACUAGAGUGAAUCGGGGUUUAGGUUUCAGAGGGGGUUGAGAGGGGAAGACUCCGACAUGACUGGUGUGUCCCACUAGGUCCGGAUUCUAUGCCACACUGUCAAACACUUCCACGGACUCCUUGGGAAACCGAGCCGUCGGGACUCGUAAGCACCGAGGGGAUGAUGAAUUGCAACCCCCCCCCCCCCCGUUUCAGCUCUCAUUGUGUCCCCUCCUUCUUUUCGCGCCAUCCUCACCUCUGUUCCUUACGCUUUUACAGCCAUGAGUUUUGUUGGAUAAAAACCGUACUGUAUCUCUCAUCAGUUACAUCCAAAAUGGUACCCUGUUCCUCAUAGUACACUACUACAGAGCCCUGGUCAAAGGUAGUACUCUAUAUAGGGAAUAGGGUGCUAUUUGGGAUGAAUACAUUGUUUCUCUUCAGUUUUACUUGACUCCCUUUCACACUACCAGCCACUGCAGGUCUUAACUUUAACUUGGUUUCUUUGAAUUCCCUCAUUUGACAGAAUAUUUUCCUCCUGUCAUUUUAAUGUUUUUCCUUUGUCAGUCUUUUUACAGGUAACUUUUUGUUCAUCCCUCUGUCUCUGUCCCCCAUAAUGUUAUUGUUAAUAAUGUUGAACCGGAGGGCUUUUGGGUUGAGCGCGCCCCAAAUGUCACCCUAGUCCCAAUAUCGUGCACUACUUUUCAAAAGUAGUGCACUAUAUAGGAAAUAUGAUACCAUUUGGUACGCGAUCUUGGUGAAUUGUUUUGGUUGCCCUACUGCAGUUGCUCAAUGGGACUGUAAUGUGCCUGUAGCAUUGCAAUCAAUUAUAAUUAUUUUCUGAAAUGUUUUGCAGAAAUUCUCUGUUAAUUUGUGGGUUUUUAUAAGAAAAAAAUGAAAACAAGAAAUCUGAAAUGAA
Messenger RNA from Salmo salar (Atlantic salmon), 6775 nucleotides. Its product is annotated as lysine-specific demethylase 2A. Lineage: Eukaryota; Metazoa; Chordata; Actinopteri; Salmoniformes; Salmonidae. The record is from RefSeq and is a predicted model, not a curated record. Gene Ontology annotation, molecular function: zinc ion binding; protein binding; DNA binding.